Cephus cinctus (wheat stem sawfly) is the source of this 6492-nucleotide messenger RNA. RefSeq lists its product as uncharacterized. The record is from RefSeq and is a predicted model, not a curated record. The coding region runs from base 1235 to 5863 and encodes 1542 amino acids. The transcript is spliced from 16 exons. NCBI's taxonomy places the organism in Eukaryota, Metazoa, Arthropoda, Insecta, Hymenoptera, Cephidae.
CCGUUCCACCACAGGAUGUCUAGGUUAUAAUUUCCGUCAGUCAAGCAAAUUGACAGGGUCGUCGAAGUAUUUCUUGUUAGCAAAGACAAGCUCUGUGAAUCUUAGCGGCAGAUCAAUGGCUGCUGUACUAAUUGUUGAGUAAACAAUCAUUGUUACUUGGAAGCAGAACAAGAAUGAGAAGUAAAACGUACAUUGCGUAAUGAGUUAUUUGUAGAGUGCUGUGGUAUAGUGUCUCCCAUUAUACAAAAACAAAAGGUACACGACCGUGUCGUGUAAAAUACAGAAGCCUAAAGUACCAAAGUAUAAAAUCAAAUCAUGCAGGUCGAUGACAUGGCCUGAAGCAACGGACAAAUGGAAUGGAAGCGACAAUUUACAAAGUAUCUCUGUCACGACCAUGUGAUUGUACAAAAUGUAGAAAUCAAACUCAACCAUAAGACAAUCACCGCAUCUUCCAACGGCUAACCUCACAAUUCGUCGGCGACGUAAAAUCAGAUGGAACAAACGAAGAAGAAAAAAUGUCACGUGCAUCUGUUGUAUUUCGUACGAGAAUAGUCUUGCAGUUGAACUGCACUUAUUCAGACAAUAGGUAGUAAAAUGAUCUUGAAUAAUCUUUAUGGAGUCCUUGACAUCCUUCUGAUCCUGAUUCCAACUUGCCACUUGGCUAAUCAACAGGAAUUCGAAGUACUUUGUAAUUAAAGCUGGAGCAGGAUUUAUAUGCGAUUAGAUGAUUAUCUUCUACUAUUGUACGUCGGUGUGACUAUAUAAAUGAUUUACUAAUCCAAUCCCUGUUGUGGACGGGUGGGUGCUCCAACGUGAACGAAGUAGAAGAAGAAGCUAUUGGGUAUAAGGAUGGUGCUCCCAUAUAAGACAGUGAUACAGUUACUUAAGGCUCUCAGUCUGAAGUCAAUCGCAAGAGGCUCAACUCACCUUGCGAAAGUAUAAUGAACCGCGCCGAGAUAAUUACCAAGCUUAGCUAAAUUAUAAUUAAAAUAUAUAGACGAUAAAGUAUACUCGAUCGUCAUGCCACGUUUUAUGAUCGACAUCGAAUUAUAAUUCAACAGUGUUGCGAAAUACUUUAUUAUACGAGUGCGACAGUUUUUGAUCUAAUUAAAAUUUAUUAUCAGUGUGCAAAGUGUUACGCGAAAGAAAUUUUAAUAGUGGAAGAGAAAUGAUAAUCUUUGUGUUUCAGUGUGUUAUAUGAAAUUAAGCAGAAUUUUUGGUGAAUUACGAAAAAAUGAAGUGCGCAACUAGAGGAGGGAGGAUUCAAAAUUGUUUUUCAUUUAUAAUAUUUUUAUCGAUUACUCAAAUCUCGACCCUGACGAUCGAUAAUCAGCUUGUAAUCAUAGCUAAUGAUUGUUACACGAGGAUAUCCAUUGGUACUAGAUUGGCCGACAAGGACGUCUUAAUCAGGACAUCAGCGGGUACAGUAACAGACUGCGAGAAUGAAUGUUCCAAGAAUCGCAACACCUGUAAAGUUUUUAGCUUUGGGAUCAGUUCAAAAGGUAACGGUACUUGUACCAUCGGAUCCAGGGUACCUAAUCCCGAAGAACUAGAUCAGGACCAGGAUUAUGAUGUCUAUAUAAGACGUCAGGAUUCACCAGAUUGCGAGCCUGAUAGACUCUACCAAUUAGGUAGUGGUGGUAAACGGCCGAGUAAUGGCAGUGCCGUCAAUGAAUUUGCCAAUGACAGGUAUCCUACUGGUUUUGGAAAUGGUAUAAAACCGCAAAAACCAAAUGGCUUUCAGUCAAACAGACCUGGACAGGAUCAAACUUAUAGGAAACCGUCAUUUAAUCAAGGAUGGUUUUCAUCCUUUGAUGAUGACAGAAGAGUCUAUGACAUAAUUAGAAACAAGAAUCGUCGACCAAAUAACAAAUCACCUAUGAGUGGUUCCAGUUUCACUUAUGAUGAGGAUCAAAGACCUUUCGAUGACGUCAAUGAUCAUAAGGAUAUUCCUCGACCUGGUGGUUUUGGCACCUUCUCCAUAGGCAGACCAUCAUCGAGUCCUGGGAAACCAGUUACUCCUAAACCUAAACCUAUAGAUGAUGAAUCAUCAUUAACUGUUAAACCUGUUUACAAUGAAGAUGGCAAUUCCAAUCCUGGUGGAUCUACUCCAGGAAAAUAUCAAUACUGGAUUGAUCACAAUUCCGGAAGUGAGCACAAUUCUGGUCAUCCAACCGGAAGUGCUUAUGGUUUUACAGGAAAUGGACACAGUCAAACCCACAACAUCAUUCACGUAUCGGAACGUCCAAGACCUGCUGGCUCAGAUCAGUUCAUUUAUGACAAAGAUAAUCCCAAUCCUGUAAAUCAUCAUGGUCCAAUCAAUUCGCACAGCUUCCACGGGUACAAUUCAAAUGACUACGAUGAUACUCAUUCUGGCUUCCCAGGAAUACUACCAGGUCAUAAACAUCACUACGAUGUCAUUGGACAUGGAAUUGACGUCUUUGAAAAUCCAAGUUCCUGUUACAGGAGACUCUUGUCCGGUAAAAGGAUCGUGGAGAUUCACAUCAGACGAGCCAUUGACUGCGAAAGAAUAGAUGACUGUAAUCGAGAAUGCGAUUCGGAGAAAGCUUUUAAUUGCGAAGGAUUCAAUUACAGGAGGAUGGGACCUGGACCAAGAGGAAUGUGCGAAUUGACAUCAGUGCCUUAUUCCAGGAUGGAUAUGCAUCGAGACUUUAUUUCUGACCCUCAUUAUGAUUAUUACGAAAAGGAUUCAAGAUGCGACCAGGAUUCUUUUGGGGACGUUUAUCAUCGACCUUCAGGAUGGACCAAUCUGUCGCCUAGACCUGGUAGUGGAUAUAGACCUAAUGAUCAAGGGGGCUAUGGACCUAGUAGAAGACCUCAGGAACCGCCUAGGCACGAGCCCAGACCUUACCUGCCUGAGAGACGUCCUGGACCAGAUAAGGGACCUAUAGAUCGGGAUCGAAGACCUAUGUCUGGUUAUGGACCUGAUCGUGACCGUCCAGAUGAUCUUUAUCAUAGGAAGCCUUAUUUACCUGAACGGAGACCUUUUGAUAUUCCUUUACCACCUGGACGGAGACCUGGUGAACCGGAUAGAGAUCAUUUUUCAGUUGGGAGACCUUAUCCGUCAAGGCCUGUUGGGUCUGUGUAUAUUGGUCCUAUUGAGGAUAAUAUGUUUCAUGGAGAUUUUAGACCCGGUCGGCCGCAUCUUCCAAAAUUUCCAGAACGGCGACCUGACUUUGGUUAUAGACCGUUUCAUGAUAUAGGAUCUAAUGAAAUUGGUCCUUACUUGCCUGAUCGUCGCAAAGACUGGGACAGAGAUUGGGGAUCUUAUGGUGGUACCUAUGGUGGCUCCUAUGGAUAUGAUACUAAUUCUGUCGGUAAAUUUCAUUUACCAAAAGAUCCUAAUCAUCAUAAACAACAUAAACGUCCACGGCCAUUUGAGAACGAUAAUUUUUAUGGGGAAUUUUACAAUUAUGGCGGUGCCUUUGGUUAUGGGGAUAACUAUAUUCCCUCGGAUAAAGACGUUCUUUAUGGUGGAUCCGGCAAGAGACACGAGUGUUCAGUUAGAUCUGGAGCUGGUGUCAAAGUUCGCAGAGGACUCGUAAGGAAAAGUUACCUCACGUCUAAUUUAGAUCAGUGCGAAAGUCUUUGCACCGUCGAAAAGGAUUUUCUCUGCAUGACAUUCUCCUACAGGUACAACUUGGCUUCUACUGCUCCUACAGAUAAUUGCCUUCUGAGUGAAAUUUCAUAUGAAGAUCUUAAUUUUUAUACUGAUCUGGAGCCUGACCGUGAUUAUGAUAUUUACACAAUAGUCGGUAAUUCAAAAUCUUGCAGUUCUGGUAAACCACCAAGUCGACGACCUCCCGAAGAAUGCUUUUGGAGAGUCAGGAGUGGUUUUGGAAUGGCACUUGAAGUAAUAAAAAAAUCGAUGUCCGUGGAUAGCCUUGGGGAAUGCGAAGUGGAGUGUGUGGAUACUCGAGGAUUUACUUGUAGAAGUUUUGUUUACAGGUAUGGACAUUUACCAAUUGGUGGUUCACCGAAUUGUUUCCUAAGUGAUUGGCCUUCUCAGGAAAUGGAUCCUUUCUCGUUGCCUGACAUGGACGGGGCAGAAUUAUACGAGAGGGGUAGUUUUGGACGAGGGUGCGAACCCUAUCCAUUUCCGCCACUAAGAAAGAAAUACGGCAGCACAGAUAAAAAACCAAGUCACAGGGAUGACUUUUGUUACUCCACUUAUCAUAGACCUUGUAAACUCACCCCUUACGCCAUCCUCUUAUCGAUUCGCGUGAAUGGUGAAACAGAAUGCCGUCAAAGAUGUUCCAGCAUGAGAGAAAAAGAUUAUGUUCCUUGUAUGUCCUUCAGCUAUAACAUUGAAAAUGAUAGAAGAAAUGAUAACUGCUUCCUAAGUGACGUUCCCAGAAGGGAUCUAAGACCUGGUCUUGAUUACAUUCAUGAUGACGAUUAUGUUCUGUAUGCUUGGAAAGAACUAGAACCAGAAUGUAUUCCACUAGGAUAUCCUGAUGUUCCUAGUCGCCCUGAUUAUCACAGUCAUGGUUUCGAAAGUCCAGGUUACAGUGAUCAGGACAAAUUUGAUUUUCAUUCUGGUGGACGACCCUCGCGUCCCCCAUAUUUCACAGAUCUUGGUCCGACCUCUGAUCAUGGACCAGGAGGAAUUGAUUACGGUAGAAAACCUGGACACGGUGGUAACUCUUAUGGACACCCUGGACCUUCUUUUGAUCAUGAUUUGAAACCAGGAGAGGGACCGUAUGGUAGUCAUGAAAUUAGGCCAGGUAGUGGUGGUAAUGGUUAUCCAGGAAUAAGACCAUUCGAUCCUGAUAGACCUGAUCCAAUAGCACCCGGGUACGGUGUAGGAAGUGGUGUUCAUGGCGGAGGUGAAGGAUUCGCUGGUUAUGGAGGUGGCGGUGGUAAUUUUGGUGGUUUUAACGGAUACGGAAGCCAUGAUGAUCACGGAGGUCAUCGCUUUGGUUCUGGAUAUGGAUCUGGAGGAAGUGACUUCAGACCAGGAAGUAGCUAUGGAGGUGAUCGAUUCGACUUAUCAUACCCUGGUGAUUUAGCAACCUUCACUCAUUACACGGUGAAUGGUCAUCCUUGUAAACGUGGUACCAAGUGUCAAAGGAACAAAGUAGCCGGUUUUUGGUCCUGCGAACCGGAAGGUGAAGAAUAUGGUUCCUGGGACUAUUGUUGCGAACCAACUCAUCAUUGCGGUUUUUCUCACGGUUACAGUUAUCCAUGGUGUUACGUGGGACCGAAAGAGAAUCAAUGGCGGCCAUGCAGUGAGCAAUACUUUCCAUAUUCAUCAAGUUCAAGGCCACAUAGACCGUCCAGUCUCGAUCGUUUCGAUCAAAGCAGUCGUUUUGAUGAUAUACCAAAACCAGGCUUCUUUGGUAGACAUUGGCCUGUAGCAUAUUUGCACAGAGAAGCACCACCAAAUACAACAGACUCACUAGCCCUGGCGGAUGAUCGCAGAGACCGGAAGUUGAAUGACUCAAAAUUGGAGAAACGAUCCAAUAAUGAGUAUAAUCAAUCAAGAAAUCAAUUAAAGUCGCUACGAUUGAAAUUGGACACAUCCAAUGAAAAUACCGAAGAAUCUCUAAGUGUAUCAAGUAACAAACCGGAUGCAGAUAUUAGUUUCUUUCGAAAAGUCACUGCCAAGUAUCCGGAUGUUGUUACAAGAACUUUGGGAAGUAAUGGAAAAAUUGAAAGAGUAUUCCCACCUCGGAACGAAGCAACAAUUCCGAAGAUAAUAACAGCGGCGGAUAUUAAUUUUGAAAAAUCAAAUUCUACCACUUCCGCUGUCAAGUUUAUCGAAGUUCCACUUCUUUCAUCGAACAGAUCCAAAGUUUUGGAUCCGGAUGAUUAUUUUGAGAUAGUCGAUAUCGAAUAAUUAUUUUGAAUACACUUUCUUUCACCUAAACUCUAUCGAUUUCUUGUGAAUUGUCAAAAGUCCAAAUCUACAGUAUGUAGACAAUAAGAAACUGGUUGCUAACGCAGGUAUUCUAAUAGUAUUUGCCAUAGUUUUGCAGAGGAGUUUUUCGAUGGGUAGAAUUUUGGUGCGUGUCAAUGAAACACCGUAAAUUUUAAGCAGACGUGUAAGCCUUGGCACGAUCCAAAAUGUAUAAGAAAAAAAGUAUGUGUACGAGUUUACAUCUAAAAGCAAAUUAUAAUUAUAAUAUGCUUUUAUCAUAUGAUCCGAGCAUGACACUAAUAAUUAACAUAUGAUAACUCUUAAGUAUUUUAUACCUAUACUGCGCAUAAUAAAGGAAAAUUUUUAUAUUAUACAUUCGAUUACGGAUAAACGGAAAUAAUAUUACUCCAUACAAUAGUUCCAUAAAACUCCGUAAUGGCGCGACGAACGUUCCAAUGAAUAAAUUCUGCAACAUACUGAUAGAUGGCAGAACAGUUGCGCAAAAGAACCAUAGCGCAUUGUUUUAUACGUAAUGCAAGCGUUUCGCACUUGAGAUGUUUAAUUCCUAAAAUAUUGUUUAAAAAAAAAGCUAAAAGUAUUAAUUUUGA